Molecule: messenger RNA, 1641 nt
Organism: Alternaria hordeiaustralica
Lineage: Eukaryota; Fungi; Ascomycota; Dothideomycetes; Pleosporales; Pleosporaceae
Exons: 2
Coding region: 1-1641 (546 amino acids)
Source: RefSeq, a predicted model, not a curated record
AUGGCGCGACUACGAGUUCCCGCAUCGCCAGUUAAAACUCGUCGCGCGAAUUAUGCCUAUGAAGGAGCCGGAAACAAGACGCCCAGCCAACCUAAUCAUUCAGGCCCACAGCCUGAGAUCAAUGUAGCCUUCGAUUCGUCUGCCAAUGAUCCCCCUGAACACCCCACUUCCUUUCCGCGCAUUGUAAGGAGCUUCGCGUUAAUGGACGUGAAGACAAAGCGAGAUGUACAAGGUUACAUUGUCGGACAGUACAAGGCCAUUAAGCAGAUGGGCCACGAGCACAUCACCGCGACUGGCACCAAAACAGUCUUCUUCCUUGGUCAAGCACAGCAAGAGGAAGAGUUCGACAUAUUAGACGAGGAUAUGAAGACCGACCUGGGCGAGUACAUCAACGAGGAUGAGGAUGCGGAUCGCUCAUGGCGUGGGGUUUGCGACUUCAUGCAGAAAAUUCCGACCUCCAAGGCUGUGGCGCCGACAGAGUUCAAGGAUAAGAACAUUUUGGAUACUGAGACACCUCAUCAAGCCCGCUUGAUGCGCGCCCAGAGUGCGCCCUCUCUGGCUCGAUGUAUCGCGAAUGCUAGCUUUGACAGCGCCGGAUCAGAGACAGACUCUGACUCAGAAGACGACGACAUCGAUCUUGAACUGAAAAUCGAGAACGCACUCUCGUCCUUUGCUAAAAAGGUCGAGGAAUUAGAGGAUGUAACAGGAGCGCUGUCAAUCACGCCACCCGGCCGCACAUAUUCUGACGCUCACCCAUUUACACCAUCGCCUCCCAAGGACAUCGAUAUACCUUACCCCUGUGGACCAAAGCAAAACUCUCGACUUCGUCGUCAUAGCGGUAACCGUUCACUCGCAUCAAUGAUCGCUCACGUUGAGGACCACCGUACGCCUUCGCGCUCGUCACCUUCUGCUUCGCUUUCUUCGUGCCCACUACCUGCAGGUACCACCUACAGUGUUAUCCGUAAGCCCUGCUACGACCCAAGCUUUGAGGGUCACAGCCCUUGCGCCACGCAUGAUGAGGGAAGCUGCGGACUUUCAGCGGAUGACGCUCUGGACAUGCUACAAGAACGCUUUGGAAUUGUACAUUGCGCUACUGCUGGCACCGGCUUUGAUUGUCGCGAAUGGCUGGAAUACAAGCUUGAGACCGGUGGGCUGCAGACGUGGGAGGGUGAAAGCUGGCCCAACGCACCCGAGCGCAUUGGAAACGAAUUUGAAGACGCCCAGAACUCUAUCACGAGGAAUGAAUCCGAGGACUGCGACGUAGAAGAGCUCUCACAGCUACGUGCGUCGCUAACGGAAACUACGGACAAUGACGAACCCAUGUGGCCUGAAGUCAUCGCCAACCGCCCGUAUACGGCUCCGCUUAUGUACGAGGAAGCCGCCGAUUUUAUUGAACAUGUCGCCACUAAUCCGGAUGUUGAUUCCGAAUGUUGGUCAGAACCCUUGGAUGGUUGCGCGAAACCGCGUCGCAAGUGGACUAGCAAGAUGAAGCAUUGUCUCAAGAAAAUACCCCAAAACACAAAGCAGGCUACCCACGACUAUGUCAAAGCGACGAAACGAUUCUCACGGACUGCUUGGCGCGUGUUGCCAGCUGCGCUGUCGAGCCGACAUCCGUUCCAGAAGAUCGACAGCAUCCUCUAG